Molecule: messenger RNA, 748 nt
Organism: Linum trigynum
Lineage: Eukaryota; Viridiplantae; Streptophyta; Magnoliopsida; Malpighiales; Linaceae
Source: the annotation of a GenBank genome assembly
CCUCGUCUUUCCCAGCGAGGUCUCAAAGCUUUCCAGCACGACCCUUUCCCCUUCUUCUCCGAUUACGAUUUUCAAUCGUAUCCUCCCUCAUGAUUGCUGGAUUAUGUCGCAUGCUGUCUCCGAUCUCCGACAUGUCUCUUAGUUAUCCUCAUCUGCUGUUUGGAGCGAUCAUAGAUGCUGCUGCCAACGAGUCUCCUACGGCUGUUCUACCUUUUGCGAGCUUGGUUACUCAGCUGCUUCAUCGUGUGGGAGUUCCUCUCACUGACUGUGUCUUUGCCACUACUGACUAUGUCAGUCCCACUCUUGAUGAUGUUCUCGGGGCUGUCGGGCUCCCCCUCCUCAUUGAUUUAACAUCAGGGGGAGAAGCCGCGGUGGACGCACCUAAUGGAUUCAAUGAAGAGGGAAUUGCUGAAGGCGGCGCAUCCGCGGAAAUUGCUGCAUCUGCUUCCACCUCCAUUCGCCCAUUCAAGCUUAAACAACAGGCCAAAGGACCUCGUCCUUCUAAGAAAGUGCUUAAGAAUCUCAAAGAACAGAAUGCGUCCAAGGGAGUGGUUAUGUAUGAAAAUUAGGAUCUUGAUCAAAACAAUUAAGAGCAAUAGUUUAGGGGGAGUUUGGAUUAAGACUCUUAGGGGGAGUAUCUGGGAAUUUUUUCGGCUUGUUUUUUUUUUUCGAGUUUGUCAAAUUAACUGCGAAUGGUCUCAAUAAUUCCCUAAGCUAUGCUUAGGAUGAAUGAAACUCUUAAAACCCU